GUUUAUAAGUUUAUUUUCCAUGAAGUCAACGAUACAUGAUGCUAAUUAAUAAUUGACAUCUUAUGAAAAUUGAUUUGAAACUUAGAUGGCCAUAAAAAAAUUCCAAAUUUAUUUCCUAAUUUUCUUUGCAAGUUAUGGCAUGCUAAUUCCAACAAGGUGCCUUGGUAAUAUAUGCCUACCAAAAGAACACAUUGCAUUAUUUGUAUUUGGAGAUUCAUUAUUUGAUGUUGGAAACAAUAAUUACAUCAAUACCUCUUUUGACAAUCUUGCAAAUUACUCACCAUAUGGGGAAACCUUCUUCAACUAUCCAAAUGGUAGAUUUUCUGAUGGACGUGUGAUUCCUGAUUUCAUAGCUGAGUAUGCUAAGGUACCUUUAAUCCAACCAUAUCUAUUUCCUGGUUCUCAAAAUUAUAUUGAGGGAAUCAAUUUUGCAUCAGCAGGUGCUGGGGCUUUAGCAGAAACUCAUCAAGGGCUGGUGAUUGAUCUAAAGACUCAAUUGACUUAUUUCAAGAAUGUCAAAAAGGAACUGAGGCAAAAACUAGGAGAUGAAGAAACCACAAGUUUGCUAGCCAGAGCUGUUUACUUGAUUAACAUUGGAAGCAAUGAUUAUUCAGUUUAUUUGUCUGAAAAGUACACUCAACAAAAAUAUGUACACAUGGUAGUUGGUAAUCUUACAACUGUGAUUCAAGGAAUACAUGAAAUGGGAGGGAGGAAAUUUGGGGUUCUUAACCAGCCAUCUACAGGUUGUUUUCCAGUCAUCAAGGCAGUUGUAAAUGGAACUAAAGGUUCUUGCUUGGAAGAGUAUUCAACACUUGCCAAAUUGCACAACAAUUUGCUUGUUGUGGAACUUCACAAGUUAAAGAAACAGAUCAAAGGAUUUAAAUAUUCAUAUUUUAAUUUCUUUGAUUUUUCUUUUGAAGUCAUAACCAACCCUUCAAAAUAUGGUUUUAAAGAAGGAGGAGUGGCAUGCUGUGGUAGUGGCCCUUACAAAGGAUAUUUUAGUUGUGGAGGCAAAAGAGGAAUAAAAGAUUAUGACUUGUGUGAGAAUCCUUCUGAAUAUGUGUUCUUUGAUGCUGUUCAUCCUACUGAAAGGGCUAAUAGGAUUAUUUCCCAAUUUAUGUGGAGUGGAAAUCAAAGUAUUGCUGGCCCAUACAAUCUGAAAACACUAUUUGAAGACUAAUUCAAUCAUAUAUGCUUACAUAAAUUUAGUUGUUUGUAUCAGAGGACUAAGUAAAUGUAACUUAUAUAUAUAUAUAUAUUUAUAUUGAUAUUUUUUUUAA
Molecule: messenger RNA, 1280 nt
Organism: Cicer arietinum (chickpea)
Lineage: Eukaryota; Viridiplantae; Streptophyta; Magnoliopsida; Fabales; Fabaceae
Product: GDSL esterase/lipase 5-like
Molecular function (GO): lipase activity
Source: RefSeq, a predicted model, not a curated record